CUCUCUUUCUCUCUCUCUCUCUCUCUCUCUCUCUCUCUCUCCUCUCUUUUUCUUUUUUUUCUUUAUCUCUUUCUCUCUCUCUCUCUCUCUUUGUUUUUCUAUAUUUUUUUUUUACUUACAUUUACUUAUUAUAUUUAUAUGUAUUAUAUAUAUAUAUAUAUAUAUGUAUGUAUUUAAACGUCGUUUUAACAAUUUUAACGCAUCAAUCAGAGUAACCAUGAGCUUUUAACGGAUAAAAUCGUUAUUUGUCGUCGUCGUCGUCGUCGUCGCUGUCGUUGUUCUCGGCGUUGUUGUUAUCGUCGUCAUCACGAUCGAAGUAGCGCUCUCAUCUUCGCUAAAAGACGCGGAUCCAAGCCAAGGUCGUCUUUCUUCCUCUCGGGCACGACUUCCCUAACCUUUUCCUCAGUCACAUCGUUACCCACAUUCAGAUCUGUAUUAUAUACAUAUAUAUAUAUAUAUAUACAUAUACAUAUAUAUACACAUGUAUAUAUAUAUGUAUAUCUAUAUAUAUAUAGAUCAUAUGUAUUUAUAUAUUACCGACUACUAAAUCUCCCUCUCUUUCUUUUUCUCUCUCUCCUCCCACUAUCUUUCUUUUUCUAUCUCGUUUUCACUCUCCCUCUCUUUCACUCCGAUAUCCUCAGCAUUUUUCUGCAGUUUAACCAAGCCCGCCAAUUAUCGAACGUCCACGUGUCUCUUCCCCUUAUCCUUAAUUCCAUUCUAUUUCCUUCUACUAGUUAAAGUCAUCCACCCGUUCGAUCCAACCCACCACCAUCCCAUUCCAUCCCAUUCUGCCACCCCUCGAUCCUUCCCUUUUAAUCUCCGUCAACGUCGGGGGAAGAAGGGAGGAAAAAAGAAGAAAAAAGAAAAAAAUAACGAAGAGAAAAGCAACGAGAGAGAAAAAAAGCGAUUGUUCCCUGAUCGGUGUUUACACCACCGAAAAAAGAGACGAAAUUCAAGCGGCAAGAUCGUUCACCCUCUUCACCCUCUUUCACCAUCGAUUCCUCACGAUCAUCCACCCAUCCCCUACGUUCUUCGUGUUUGUGUGCGAGUUUCAAAACGAGAGAAGACCGUGAAAACGUGCCGUUAAAGUAAUUAAAUUCGACUGACUCGAUUAGCGUGAGAACUUUCCUCGAAAGUUUUCGAGUUCGUUCCAGUCUUCCCUCUUUCUCUUCAUCUCCCUGUCUCUCUCUAUCUCUCUCUCUCUCUCUCUCUAUCUAUCUAUCUAUCUAACUCUCCUUCUCUCUCUCGUUCUAUCUUUUUCUACGACUCUCGAACGCGAGUGCAACGAGAGGAUUGUGUGUAAUGAUAGUCGAAGGUACUACGCGGAAGCGUUGAAAGAAAAGAGAGGAGGACUCGGUCCGUUAAGUGAUUGCAAGGGAAUGUUACUACUACAACCGACUUGAAAAGUUUUGGUAUACCACUGCAUUGCACGGUUGUUCAAUGGCCAUUAUGUCCCUUGGACUAAACUUUUGCCGUUCCAACGUACGAAGGGAGACAGCCGAGACACCGGAGACGUUUAUGAUGAGGAUAGUCUUCUUGACUUUAGGAUAUUUCCUUCUACUUACACGGGAGGUUAAAGGAGCAACCGAGGCAUGGCUCGAAAGUGAGAAAUAUGCGGAAGUUGGAACGGAAGUGCUACUGCCAUGCAUCCUAAAACCACCACAGUGCGGGGCACUUCAAAGCAUCGACUGGUAUCGCGCGGGUACGCGCAUUUUCGCUUUCAGCGAAGGCACGGGGUUAAUGCGGAGCAACGACGGCGUAGCCAACAGUGACGACAGAUUGGACAUCGAAUACAUGCUCAAUUCGACUACGGCUUAUCUGAAAAUAAUCGAUGUUAAACUCAAGGACGAAGGACUUUACAGAUGCGAAACUGUAUACUCAGCUGGAAAUUUGGAUUGCAAUAAUAUUCAACACGUAACACUUAACGUUACGAUAAAACCCGUUAACGUACAUGUCAUCGACGAGAACACAAAGAACAUUUUAAGUCCGGAUGCAACAUUUGGACCGAUAGACGAAGGUUCAACCAUUUCACUGACUUGCCAGAGUGGCGAGGGUAGACCGGUUCCCACGGUGCAGUGGUUUAAGGGUGAUCAACAGCUCGAAGCCGUAGCAUCAUCAACGGUUGACGCCAAUGGCAUAGGCACUGGUAGAAGCUCCUUGAAGAUGCAAGUGACUCGAGAGGAACUCGGCGAUGUUUUCACGUGCAAGGUCAACAACAUUGCUCUUCUAGAACCCAUCACUGACGACAUUAAACUCGACAUUCACGUGCGCCCAUUAAAAAUGGAUUUGAGUGGAGUGGUCGGUCACGCUGUGCAAGGAACAAAAAUAUUAUUACAAUGUACCGUAAGUUCAGCUAGACCAGCUGCCAAUGUGACUUGGUACAAUGGAUCGGAACCAUUGACUACUAGUAACGAAAAAUACGAACUAUUUGAGACGAAAAUAUUUGAAAAUAACGACAGUACGUCAAAAACGAUAAGUUAUCUUGCAUUUACCGCAUCGGCAUACGACAAUGGGAAAACGUUUAGUUGUAUCGCCGAAAAUCCUGUUAUUCGUACCAAACGUCUCAAACCUAUGAAGGAAGUAAUCACGAUCAAAGUAUUGUAUCCGCCGAUAAUUAAAAUGACACCGGUCAACAUAACCGUCAAUGAAACUGAAGACUUUAUUAUUUAUUGCGAUUACGAGGCUAAUCCAACUACGUUGACCAAAGUUACAUGGUUACAAGACGAUAUAGAGUUAACAUUGGACGAGGAACAUUACGAGGGUGGUAUCACGGUUAAUACGGCAUUAAUCGUAAAGAAUGCUACCGCUACCGAUAUGGGUUCCUAUAAAUGCAUUUUAGAGAAUAGCGUUGGCGCUACGAGCUCGAAGGAGAACGUAAAUGUGUCCGUUUUAUAUAAACCUGUGGUCGAAGUGAUAUCGGAUCCAGGGACCCCAGUGAACGAGGAAGAACGUUUGAACGUGUCGCUGAGUUGCACUGUACUAUCUGGAAAUCCAGAGAUCCUAACGGCGGUACGUUGGUACUUGGAUGGAGACCUUUUAAAAGAACUUCCAGACUGUACGAUGAACUAUACGAUAACGUCAACGUUGCCCGAAGAAUCCUCGAGUAUUUGCGACAUUGACCCUAGCAAACUGUUAUUGGAAGCUGUUGGACGUUCCUUUCACGGGGAUUAUUCUUGCGAGGGUAGAAACGAAGCUGGCUGGGGUCCCAUGUCUCCGAGUACAUCGGUCACGAUUUAUUAUAAACCUGGUCCAGCAACAAUAUCUUACGAACCGAAACAAGUUGUGAAAGGUCAACGACUAACUAUCGCCUGUUCGGUCCUGGAUCCUGGACGUCCAGUAAUAAAUAGUUUCAAAUGGUUCCGUGAUUUGUACAGGCUAACUGAUCAAACCAAUUCUUUACUCGAUAUCGAAUCGGUCGACGUUAAGGCUGCUGCUAAUUUUACCUGCAUGGCAUCGAACGACGCCGGGGAUGGCUAUCCUGCUACGACAUCGGUCGAUGUAUUAGUGGCACCUACGUUCAUUCGAGCCCUGGAAAAUUAUCAAGGAUUCGUUUACAAUUCGAAAAACGUUAGCCUUGUUUGUUGGAUCGAGUGCGUUCCAGGUUGUAAUAUUUCUUGGUAUAGGAACGAUCAAUUAAUCGAUUUCGAUAUCUCCGAUCGUUAUUAUCUAUCGAACAGUUAUAUGCCGUUGGAUUAUGAGAACAAUUAUUUCGCAAGUAUACAAUCUAAUUUAACAUGGAAUUUGACUACACUGGCAAAUGGCCGUCUCGACCACAUUGACGAUGACGCCAAAUUCACUUGUAAAAGCAGUGACAAUGGUAUUGGGACACCGAUAGAAAGUACUACACAAUUUCACGUAGAAUUCCCACCGGAGAACAUAACGAUCUCGAAGAAGAUAAUAAACGUGACGGUGGACACUAUACCGGAAACUGUCAGUUGCGACGCAAAGGCUUAUCCAAACGCGACCUUCAGAUGGUUCCGCGAGGGUUCGAACGAUACUAUAAUAAAUGGACAAAUACUCGAUUUAAAUACACCUAUACCAAGGCGUAGCAAUGGGACUUAUUAUUGCGAGGCAUCGAAUCGUCAUGGGAAACAAAAUAUUUCACUUGUGGUGAACGUGCAAUUUAAGCCUGACUGUCACAUACAGCGGAAACGAUUGGAGGAUCAGGAUUACAUCAGCUGUUUGGCAAUUGGAAAUCCAGAAGAAAUCAAUUUUAUCUGGUCCGUAGAAACUGACAACGAAACGAUAGAACCAGAUUUCAAGAUUCUGGACGGGAUAAGCUAUGUACUUUUAGAUACUUCAAUCACGAAAUUUCGAACGUACGUGUGCAUUGCCAACAAUUCAAUCGGUCAAUCCACUGCCUGCGAGUUGGAUAUAACCGGAGACGUACCUUGGUGGUAUCGUAUGGAUGGUAACCUGUUACUGAUUGCAAUAAUCGUAUCGAUUAUCAUAAUACUUGCAAUAAUUAUCGUCUGUGUAGUUAUUUUAAUAAUUUGCAGACGAAAAAGGAAGCUAAUUAAAUACUCAAAUGAAAAUGGAAACAAUAAUCAAGCGAAUAAUAUGACGGAAACAAUGGCGGAUGGUGCAACAAAAACGUUUUACGAAAAUUUACCUUUUCAUGGUAUUCAAGCUCCGCCUAAUAAGGCCUUCAGCCCGGGAUUUUCUGAUUUGGAUUAUGCCGAUGUAGAUUAUCGUUCAUAUGGGCCUAUUAAUUAUAAAGCUGCCAGUAUCGCGCUCUUUCAAAAGCAACAGGCUAUACAGAGACAACAACAGAAUCAACAAGAAGAGAGAAGACCACAAAUGUAUGGUGUUUCGGAUGAUAACGAGGAACUACUUUAAUAAUCGUUGAUAUCACCGAUCAUCGAUGAUAACAAACAAAGAGAACGCGAGACCAAAGUUAAUCAAGACUUAUCAUUGAAUCUAAUUAACGAAGAUUAUAUAAGAACGUAUUUAUUUUUUUCUAUGCCCCUCGAAACAAAAGAAAAAAAAGAAGAAAAAAAAGACAAAAAAAAAGGAGAUAUGAAAAGAAAAAAAAAAAGAUAAGAAAAGAAAAAAAAUAUCGGAAUGGUGUGUGUGUCUAUUUGUCUGUCUUAUUUAUUUAUAACAUUGUUCAAAAUCAAUCAAUUAAUAUCUCAUUAAAUGCAGCAUUUAAAUAUCAUUGAGAAUAGUACAUAAAUAUAUAUAUAUAUAUAUAUUUAUGUACAUAUACCAAGAUAUUAUUAUCUCGUUUCGACUGUUGUAAAAAAAAAAAAAAAAAAAAAAAAAUGGAAAAAAGAAAAAAAAGAAAAUGCAAGUAACAUGUAACAUAUACUGCGAUUAACAUCUCAUGCAACAUAAUUAUAAUUAUUUUGUUUUAUUUUUUAUUUCCUUUUUUUUUACCUUCUUUUUCUUUCUUUUCUGAUCAAAUUUACAAUUCAGAAUCUUUCUCUCUCUCUUUCUCUCUCUAUCUUUCUCCCUCCCUCUCUCUCUCUGUCUCUCUCUUUCUCCCUUUCUUCCUCCCUCUCUCUAUCUCUCUCUCUCUCUCUCUCUCUCUGUGUGUCUCUCUCUAUGGUUAGUAUCGAUUGACGUCAAAAUUCGUAACCAUUUCCAUAGAAUUAAUCAAUGGCAGAGUCGACGUACUUAGCAAUAUGCAUAGCAAUAAUCGUAACAUAAUGUGUCGCAGAUUUGGUAUCUCGUCGAAAAAACAAUCUUGAAACAAUGUUAACUUGUAUGCCAAUGUCCUUAAUAUAAUAAUAUAUAUAUAUACAUAUAUUAUUUAUUUGUUAAAAAAAAAAGAUGAAGAAAAAGGAAGAAAGAAAGAAGCUACACGUUGUCUUCGAUCAACUCCAUUCUCUACGAAAAUUUUUCAUUUAAUUUGAGAAAUCAAUUUUUUUUCUUUUUAUUUCUUUUAUUUUGUUUAUAUUAAGUGUACGUAUAUAUACAUUUAUAUAUAUAUAUAUAUAUAUAUAUAUAUAAAUAUACUUUUUUUUUUAAUACAUAACUAUACAUAUAGGGUGAUCAAAAAAUUCCUAGAUAAAGUGGAAAGAUUUUAGACAAUUUUUAAAAGUCAAUUAAACCAAUUCCCAGUCGAGACUUUUCAGGCUAACUUUUUAUUUUCUUUUUUCAAAUCGUAAAAUUGCAAGCCCGAAGAGUCUUUGAAAAAACAGAAUUUACGAACUUUUCGAUCGCCCUUUUAUUCUAUUAUCGUUUAUUCCAUCUAUAAUAUCUUCAUGUAUUGAUUAACGAAAAAAAAAAGAAAGAAAAAGAAAAAGGAAAAAACAAAAAAAAAUACUUCAUUACUAUUUUGAUUUAUCAAACUUC
Messenger RNA from Vespula vulgaris, 6300 nucleotides. It is a transcript of the gene nrm, whose product is annotated as hemicentin-1. The coding region runs from base 1441 to 4839 and encodes 1132 amino acids. The transcript has 18 exons. Gene Ontology annotation, biological process: cell-cell adhesion. The record is from RefSeq and is a predicted model, not a curated record. Gene Ontology annotation, molecular function: cell adhesion molecule binding. NCBI's taxonomy places the organism in Eukaryota, Metazoa, Arthropoda, Insecta, Hymenoptera, Vespidae. Gene Ontology annotation, cellular component: cell-cell junction.